This is a messenger RNA of Parastagonospora nodorum SN15, 885 nucleotides long. RefSeq lists its product as hypothetical. Gene Ontology annotation, molecular function: metallopeptidase activity. The transcript has a single exon. Lineage: Eukaryota; Fungi; Ascomycota; Dothideomycetes; Pleosporales; Phaeosphaeriaceae. The record is from RefSeq and is a predicted model, not a curated record. Bases 1 to 885 code for a protein of 294 amino acids.
AUGUUCACACAUAUUCUCCUUGCUUCGCUAGGCCUCCUGGCGUCAGCAACCAAGAGCUUCGACUGUGGAACCGACACCAAGCAUGCAUCAGAUGAAUUCCUUCAAACCAUACAGGCCCUGCAUGGCGGCUCAAAAGGUGGCUCACCAGCUGCUCGUGCCGCUCUUGCUGCCCGUGAUGAGCCUUCUGGUCCCAUCAAAAUCGAUGCCGUCUUCCACAUUGUGGCCACAAGCGCAAAGAAGAGCACCAUCACAAACAGCAUGCCCUCUGCGCAAAUCGAUGCUUUGAACGAAGCGUACAAGCCGCACGACAUCACCUUCAACCUCAUCAACGUGACCUGGACAACCAAUGACGACUGGGCCGUUGGUGACAAGCCCGCCGACGAUGCCAUGAAGAAAGCCCUCCGUCAAGGCAGCUACGACACGCUGAACAUCUACUUCCAAACCGACCUGAUGGGCGGUGUUCUCGGGCGCUGCACGCUGCCCUCGUCCAUGGCGCAGAACAAGGCCGAUCCGUCAGUCUACUACAACGACGGAUGCAACGUCAAUGCCAACACCAUGCCCCAGGGCUCCAUGAACGGCUACAAUGCCGGGAAAACGGCGGUCCACGAGACGGGUCACUGGAUGGGCUUGUUACACACUUUCGAAGGCGGGUCGUGCGACGGGCCAGGCGAUUACAUUGACGACACGCCUGCGGAGAAGACGGCGACGGAUGGGUGUCCGACUUCCCCGGCGAAGCGCACUUGUCCUGAUCAGCAGAAGGAUGGCGAGAGUGAUCCGAUCCAUAAUUAUAUGGAUUACUCGAUUGACUCGUGCUAUGAGGGCUUCACGGACUUGCAGGUCGCGCGGAUGAGGAACAUGUGGGGGAUGUACCGGAAUGGCAACUAA